CGCUCGAGAGUUUCUCCCUCCCUCCCUCUCUCUCUCUCCGAGGGACUUCGGGAGCAGCUGGUGGUGGUGGACACUUCCGAUUUCGCCAUGGCUUCUUCCUCCUCCGAGCCGGGGCUGAAGUCCGAGUCCGGCGGCGGCGGCUGCGGCGGGGAGGCGUCGGAGGCGGCGGCGGCGGGCGAUCAGCUGCUGCUUUACCGGGGGCUGAAGAAGGCGAAGAAGGAGAGAGGUUGCACCGCCAAGGAGCGCAUCAGCAAGAUGCCUCCCUGCGCUGCCGGGAAACGCAGCUCCAUCUACCGUGGCGUCACCAGGCAUAGAUGGACUGGUCGAUAUGAAGCUCAUCUCUGGGAUAAAAGUACAUGGAACCAGAAUCAGAAUAAGAAAGGAAAGCAAGGUUGCUCUCGUGCUUAUGAUGAUGAGGAGGCUGCAGCAAGAGCCUAUGAUCUCGCUGCCUUGAAAUACUGGGGACCUGGGACACUCAUUAAUUUUCCAGUCAAAGACUAUACCAGAGAUCUUGAAGAAAUGCAGAAUGUCUCUAGGGAAGAGUACCUCGUGUCUCUUCGUAGAAAGAGCAGUGGUUUUUCAAGAGGAGUCUCCAAAUAUCGAGGGCUUUCCAGCCGAUGGGAGUCAUCGUUCAGUCGCAUUGGCGGAGCAGAAUACUUCAACAGCAUUUAUGGUGCAGGCGAAGAUCCAGCGACAGAAAGUGACUUUGGAGGCAGUUUUUGCAUUGAUAGGAAGAUUGACCUAACCAGCUACAUAAAGUGGUGGGGCCAAAACAAAACCCGACAACUAGACUUGGCUACAAAAUCAAGUGAAGAAAUAAAACACUGCUCCUCUGAUGAUAUCAAUACUGAACUAAAAACAUCAGAAUGGGAAGCUACAGAACCGUACCAGAUGCCCCGUCUAGGAGUACCUCGUGAAGGCAGAAAGCACAAAGGGUCCACUUUAUCUGCCCUUGGUACUUUGUCACAGUCGGCUGCCUACAAGAACUUGCAAGAGAAAACGCUUAAGAAACAGGAAAAGGACCAUGACAAUGAUGAUGAAAACAAGACUACUAUCAACAGGAUGGACUAUGGACAGCCUGUUGAGAAAUCGAGAAGCCAUGAGGCUAGCGAGAAACAAGGAGCAACAGUUGGAAUGAGUGGAACGCCUCCGCCUCAAAGGAACCUCUAUCCCUUAACUUCUUUCUUGAAUGCACCCUUGCUGACUAAUUACAGCAGUAUUGACCCACUGGUGGAUCCUGUCCUGUGGUCAUCACUUGUUCCGGUGCUUCCUGCUGGACUCUCACGUACUGCUGAGGUUCCAAAGUCCGAGACCAGCUCAACGUAUACUUUUGUUCGGCCGCAGGAGUGAUCAUCUGUCACUUGUUGGUACCAAAUUUUGUGUAAAGAUGGAGUGCAUACUCAAGACUUCCGGUCAGAGUUUUAGCGGAAGGCUGCCAAGUCAACAGAACUUAGAGAGCUCAGUUUCUUCAACAAAUCGGAGGUGGCUUUUCCCUUGUCGGUUUGACAUGGUUUCUGCCGGGUGGAGGACCAGAAGCACAAAAAGUGUAUAUGAUUUAGAUGUUGUAAUUUUUGUAUCACUAUAUAUUACAGAGCAAAGAAUACGAGAUUGCAGAGAGAGUCGUAGGCAUGUAAAGACUGAAUGCGCCUUCUUAGCAAAAUGUAAUCUUGUUGCAAAUAGAGUUAUCGCAGAGUUUGGUAUAACUGAUUUCUGCUGAAUAAAGAGAAUACUGCUUAUGA
Molecule: messenger RNA, 1739 nt
Organism: Syzygium oleosum
Lineage: Eukaryota; Viridiplantae; Streptophyta; Magnoliopsida; Myrtales; Myrtaceae
Product: AP2-like ethylene-responsive transcription factor At2g41710
Exons: 8
Coding region: 88-1350 (420 amino acids)
Biological process (GO): regulation of DNA-templated transcription
Molecular function (GO): DNA binding; DNA-binding transcription factor activity
Source: RefSeq, a predicted model, not a curated record